CAACGUCUGUCAAAAUAUCAACAAACCGCGGUCCGCGGACAAACGUUUGAAUUUGUAUACAAACAGUCUCACUCCUGAAUCCUUUUUCGGUUUUUUGUAUUCGAAUAUUAGUUAUAUUCAACAUAAUAAAAUAGGACCAUGUCCGGCUUGGAGUCAUACGUAAACACCACCGUAUCGAUCAUAACAGCUGACGGACGAAACUUUGUUGGCACCCUCAAAGGAUUCGACCAAACCAUCAACAUAAUCCUGGACGAAUCGCACGAGCGUGUCUACUCGAUGAAUGCCGGAAUCGAACAGGUUGUCUUGGGCCUGCACAUCAUCCGCGGGGACAAUGUGGCCGUUAUUGGGCAGCUCGACGAGAGCAUAGAUAGUAAAUUGGAUUUCUCAACGAUACGAGGAACGCCACUCGAACCGGUGGUUCACUGAGCGGUUGGUCACAGGGUCAGUUAAUUGUAAAAUACUAAAUGGUUAAGAAAUAAAAUGAAAUUCGCAAAAGUUUGUAA
Molecule: messenger RNA, 503 nt
Organism: Armigeres subalbatus
Lineage: Eukaryota; Metazoa; Arthropoda; Insecta; Diptera; Culicidae
Product: U6 snRNA-associated Sm-like protein LSm8
Exons: 2
Coding region: 139-426 (95 amino acids)
Biological process (GO): mRNA splicing, via spliceosome
Cellular component (GO): U4/U6 x U5 tri-snRNP complex; U6 snRNP; precatalytic spliceosome
Molecular function (GO): RNA binding
Source: RefSeq, a predicted model, not a curated record